This is a messenger RNA of Cucumis melo (muskmelon), 2122 nucleotides long. RefSeq names its product eukaryotic translation initiation factor 5A-4-like. The transcript has 7 exons. The coding region runs from base 1457 to 1939 and encodes 160 amino acids. Lineage: Eukaryota; Viridiplantae; Streptophyta; Magnoliopsida; Cucurbitales; Cucurbitaceae. Gene Ontology annotation, biological process: regulation of DNA-templated transcription; positive regulation of translational elongation; positive regulation of translational termination. The record is from RefSeq and is a predicted model, not a curated record. Gene Ontology annotation, molecular function: sequence-specific DNA binding; translation elongation factor activity; RNA binding.
GUGGAAUGUCUCCAAACAGAGCUAGAAAAGUUGAGGAAAGAGAAUGAAGUUUUAAAGUUUAUGCUCAAAGUUGUGAGCAUCAAGAAUUUGGUAUCUCAAGUGGAUGUUUGUUCAAGAGAUCAUGAUCAGAAUGACGAGGGUUCCAGAUCAGAGAGAGCCGAUCUCAGAGUUAGUCCACCCACUCUCGAAACUUCGUCCACCACCCAAGCAUAUGCUACAACUAGCUUCAAAGACCAAGCUUUGAUGGUGAAGGAUGGAUAUAAAUGGAGGAAAUAUGGGCAAAAGAUUACAAAGGAUAAUCAAUCUCCUCGUGCUUAUUUCAAGUGUUCUUCUCCAGGAUGCCCCGUCAAAAAAAAGGUACAAAGAAGCUUGGAAAAUAAAUCAAUGGUGAUAGUCACAUAUGAUGGCCACCACAACCACAACCACAACCACGAAAAUGCCUCUCCUCCUCCACUUUCAGCCUCUCAACGAGGGUCUUCGUCACCACCGCUUCCGGUGGAGAGCAACCGUGUUGCUCUACCAAUGUCUCUCAAUCUUGAUCUCACUCUUUCCAGACAUGCAGAUCAAAAAAUAUAAGAAAACUUUUCAAAUUCGAAACUCAAUGAAGAGACUUGGGAUUUUUUACUUCUAAAUGAUGUGUGUAUUAACCUAAUCAUCACUCAACUAACUAUAGCAAUUAAUUGAUAUGUGUACUGAUUCCCUAAUAAUUGAAGCUUCAAAUUUUAUUCUCUAUCCAUCAGAAUACAUAGUUAAAAUAUAUAUAUAUUUUUUUUUUUUAUUUAUUUAUUUAUUAACAAACGAAAAUGUUUAAAUUGAUAUGCUGAUACUGUAUAUAUUUUUCUACUAACGUCGAUGAAGAUAUAUAUAAGAUGAAAACAUCAUCGCAUGUUAUUCUUAAUUUCUUAUCUUAUUCAAUUGUCAGUCAUAUCUAAGAUAUUUUUUUAAUUAAUUUGAAUCUUUUUGGAUAAUGAUUUUUUAACAUAUAAUUUCCUUUUAUAGUCAUACUUGGAAAUUUUAACAUGAUUUCAAGUUAUUUAAGAAGAAAAAAACUUUUGCAUCCUUAAUUUUUAGUAAGCAAAAUAGUUUUAAAAUUUCGAAGAUAAUUUAGAAAAUUAUAAUUUGAGAAUACCAACAAAAAGAAAUCUAAUCCAUCUAAAAAGGUUUUAUUUUUAAAAAAAAAAAAAAAAAUCAAUCAGCUCUUAAAAAAUAAUGGACUAAUUUAACAAAAUCUUUUUUGGAAAUGAGAGAAUAUAUUUUUGAAAUAAAAAAUAAGAGAAUGAAAACAGAAUAUUAUUGAUAAGAAAAAGGGUAGAAUUUGUUGCGUGGGAAAAUACAACCAAACCACCAAUUAUAUAAUUCCUAAUAUAAUCUAAUCUAAUCUCAUUCUAAUUUCUUUAUUUGAUUUAAUUAUUUCUCUUCUUCUUCUUCUUCUUCUUUAUUGUGCUCAAAAUCUUCAAUGUCGGACGAAGAGCAUCAUUUUGAGUCCAAGGCCGACGCCGGAGCCUCCAAGACCUUCCCUCAACAGGCCGGAACCAUCCGCAAGAAUGGCUACAUUGUCAUCAAGGGCCGUCCCUGCAAGGUAGUUGAGGUUUCAACAUCCAAGACUGGAAAGCAUGGGCAUGCUAAAUGUCACUUUGUUGCAAUCGAUAUCUUCACUGCCAAAAAACUUGAAGAUAUUGUUCCAUCAUCCCACAACUGUGAUGUUCCUGAGGUUACUCGUACCGAUUAUCAGCUUAUUGACAUAUCUGAAGAUGGAUUUGUGAGUCUCUUGACUGACAAUGGAAGCACAAAGGAUGAUUUGAGGCUUCCUACUGAUGAAAGUUUACUUGCUCAGAUUAAAGAUGGAUUUGCAGAAGGAAAGGACCUUGUUGUGAGUGUCAUGUCAGCCAUGGGAGAAGAACAAAUUUGUGGCUUGAAGGAUAUCGGCCCAAAGAACUAACUUUCUCGUCUCACGAGUCAACUUAUCUACUCCUUAGUCAUAGUUGAGAAUAUUCAUUCCUUUAUAAUUUUUUGUGUGUUUUUCAUUAUAUAUGAUUUGGAUGUUGUUUAAUAAUUUUGAACAGAUGAAUUUAGAAUUUCAGAAGUAGAAAAUAUCAGGAGCUUUAUAAAUUUUACUUGUCAA